This is a messenger RNA of Fukomys damarensis (Damara mole-rat), 21313 nucleotides long. It is a transcript of the gene Muc16, whose product is annotated as mucin 16, cell surface associated. The transcript has 57 exons. NCBI's taxonomy places the organism in Eukaryota, Metazoa, Chordata, Mammalia, Rodentia, Bathyergidae. The coding region runs from base 33 to 20957 and encodes 6974 amino acids. The record is from RefSeq and is a predicted model, not a curated record.
CACCCACAUUCACGGGGGUCUCUGAGUCAGACAUGGAGACCCAUUCCCUGGGGACCUCGGCAUCUGCCCAGACCACACAAGCAGGGGAGACCAGCUCGACUGCACACACAGCCAUCCACACAUCAGGUGGGCACAUGGGCAUACAGGGCACGGCCCUGGCUGGCUUAGGCACUGAUGUCACAGAGGCCUCCACCUUGGGGGCAGCCACCUCCCCAGCUACCCCUGCUGCAGCCAGCUCCACACCCUCAGGGAGCAGCCCUGUGUCCAGCACAGCCUCUGAGGCGUCCUCUGCCCCCAGCGCUGUGCCUGUGCAGGAAAGCAGCCCUGCCAGCUCCCUGGGAACCAGCGGUGCCACCAGCUCCCCCUCCACCGAACCUCCCACCACAUGGACACACAGCCUCUCCACGCCUGCGUCCACCAGGGAGAGUCUCCAGUCCACCAGCGAAGUAGCCACCCGGACACAGGGGUCAAUACCCCCAACUGUUACCACCUCAACGGACAGCCAAGGGGCCAGCACACCUGCCCACAAAGCCAGCUCUCUGGGCCCCACAGCCUGGCUCACAAAUCUUGUCUCUUCCUCCUCCUCCUCCUCCUCUUCCUCCUCGUCCUCAGCGGUGCCCCAGUCCAGCGUAUACACCACCACCUCUGGACUAAGCUCUGGCCCCACUGACUCAGGCCAAUCCACUGCUGCUCUGGUGUACCCUUCGAUGACAGGGUAUCCUGGGGUGUCCAAAUCCACCCCCACAUCCUCGGGGAUCUCUGAGACAGACAUGGAGACCCAGUCUCCAAGGCCCUCGACAUCCACCCAGACCACGCCAUCCUGGGAGACCAGCUCGGCUGGGCACACAGCCAUCCACACACCUGGCAGGCACAUGGACACUUCCCAGCCUGGCCCAGGCACCAAUGCCACUGCAGCCCCCUCCUCAGGAACAACAUCCCAUGUGGGGCCCGACAGGUCCAACACCUCAGAGACCACACACACUGGAGCUACCAGUGGAAGGAUGGCUUCCUCUCCAUCAGAGCCAGAAUCUGCAGGCAUGACCAGCUUCUCCCAAAAGACCCUGACUCAAGUCUCCCCCUCUGCUCUCCAUACCCUGGGUCCUCCCACCUCCAUAGCCUCAGAAAAAAACAGUUCCACCAGCUCCCCCUACACCAAGCCUCUUAUGGCUCAAACACACAGCCUCUCUCUGCCUGCUUCUUCUAGGGAGAGUCUCCAUUCCACCACUGCAGUGGCCACCCCAACACAGAGAUUAAUUCCACUGACUGUAACCACCUCAACAGGCCCCCAGGGGGUCAGCACACCUGGGCAGGAGGCCAACUCUCAGAAGCCCACAGUCUGGCAGUCAAAUCCUGCCUUGUCCUCCUUCUCAGAGGUGCCCCAGUCCAGCGUGCAGACCACCACUACUGGACUGGAAUUCGGCCCCACUGCCUCAGGCCAAUCCACGACUACUCUUGCUUACCCCACAACCAUGGGGGACUCCAGGGUAUCCAAAUCCACACCCACAUCUCCAGGGGUCUCUGGGACAGUCACGGAGACCCAUUCUCUGAGGACCUCGGAAUCUGCCCAGACCACGCCAGCAGGGGAGACCAGCUCUGCUGGGCACACAGCCAUCCACACAUCAGGUGGGCACAGGGGAAUGACCCAGGCUGGCCCAGGCAAUGAUGCCACACUGGCUCCCUCCUCAGGCCCAACAUACAAUGCGGGGCCUGACCAGUCCGUGACCUCAGAGCCAGGGCACACUGGAGCCACCGGUGGUAGGAUGUCUUCUUCCCCAUCAGGGCCAAAAUCCGCAGGCAUGAGUAACACCCCCCAAAUGAUAUCAACUCAGGUCUCUCUGAUUGCUCUCCGCACUAUGGAUACCUCCACCUCCAGCAACACAGGGGCCACCACCUCCCUGGCCACCCCUGCUGCUCCCAGCUCCACACUCUCAGGGAGCAGCCCUGUGUCCAGCACAGCCUCUGAGGCGUCCUCUGCCCCCAGCACUGUGCCUGUGCAGGAAAGCAGCCCUGCCAGCUUGCUGGGAACCAGCAGUGACACAAGCUCCCUGUCCACCGAACGUCCCACCACAUGGACACACAGCCUUUCCACACCUGCGUCCACCAGGGAGAGUCUCCAGUCCACCAGCGAAGUAGCCACCCGGACACAGGGGUCAAUACCCCCAACUGUUACCACCUCAACGGACAGCCAAGGGGCCAGCACACCUGCCCACAAAGCCAGCUCUCUGGGCCCCACAGCCUGGCUCACAAAUCUUGUCUCUUCCUCCUCCUCCUCCUCCUCUUCCUCCUCGUCCUCAGCGGUGCCCCAGUCCAGCGUACACACCACCACCUCUGGACUAAGCUCUGGCCCCACUGACUCAGGCCAAUCCACUGCUACUCUGGUGCACCCCUCAAUGGGAGGAUAUUUCGAGGUGUCCAAAUCCACACUCACACUCUCAGGGUUCGCUGAGACAGACACGGAGACCCAUUCUCCAAGGACCUCGACAUCCGCCCAGACCACGCCAUCCUGGGAGCCCAGCUGGGCCGGGCACACAGCCAUCCACACAUCGGGCGGGCACACAGCAUCUGCCCAGGCUGGCCCAGGCACGGAAGUCACAGUGGCGCCCUCCUCAGGCCCCACAUCCCCUGCGGGGCCCCACUGGUCCACUGCCUUGCAGUCCACGCACACCAGAACCACCAGUGGAAGGACGGUUUCCUCGCCAUCAGGGCCCGAAUCUGCAGGCAUCACCAGCAUCCCUCAAAUGAGCCCGACUCAGGUUUCCCCCGCUGUGCUCGAUAUCCUGGCUCCCUCUACCACCACAGCCAUGGGAGCCACUAGUGCCACCAGCUCCCCUUCCGCCACCCCUUCCAGUGGGAGGAGACACAGCCUCUCCACGCCUGCUUCCACCAGGGAGAGUCUCCAGUCCACCAGCGAGGCAGCCGCCCCGACACAGGGGUCAAUGCCGCUUACUGUUACCACCCCAAAGGACAUCCAGAGGGCCAGCACACCUGCCCACAAAGCCAGCUCUAGGGGCCGCACAGACUGGCAGACAAAUCCUGCCUCCUCUAUCUCCUCCUCAGCGGUGCGCCAGUCCAGCGUGCAGACCACAACCUCUGGACUGGAAUCCAGACCCACUGCUUCAGCCCAAUUCCCUGCUACUCUUGCACACCCCUCGACCACAGAGGACUAUGCGGCGUCCAAAUCCAAACCAUCAUCCUUCGGCGAAUCUGGGAAGGACAUAGUGACCCAUUCCCCGGGGACUUCAACAUCAGCCCAGACCACGCUAGAAGGCGAGACCGACUCAGCUGGACACACAGCCAUUCACACAUCUGCCACACGCUUGGACUCGGUCCAGGUUGACCCAGGAGCCUAUGUCACAGAAGUCCCCUCCUCAGGCCCAAUGUCCCAUGCAACUCCCGACCGGUCCACCACCUCAGAGCCCACACACACCAGAGCCACCAGAGGAAGGACAGCUUCCUCCCCAUCAGGGCCACAAUCUGCAGGAUUGGCCAGUGUUACCCAAACGGCCCAGACUCGGGGCUCCGCAAAUGCUCUUCACAUCCCAGUUCUCUCCACCACCACAGCCUCGGGGGCCACCAGCUCCCCUGUCACCCCUGCUGUUCCCAGCUCCUCACCCUCAGAUAGCAGCCCUGUGUCCAGCACAGCCUCUGAGGCGUCCUCUGCACCCAGCACUGUGCCUGUUCAAGAAAGCAGCCCUGCCAGCUCCCCUGGAACAAUCGGUACCACCAGCUCCUCCUACACUGAGCUUCCCAAUGCAUGGACACACAGUCUCUCCACGCCUGUGUCCACCAGGGAGAGUCUGCAGUCCACCAGUGAGGUGGCCACCCUGACACAGGAGUCAAUGCCACAGACCAUGACCACCUCAAUGGACAGCCUUUGGGAAAGCUCACAUACCCACAGUGCCAGCUCUCAGGACUCCACAAUCUGGCAGAAAACUCCUGCCUUCUCUGCUUCCUCCUCCGCCUCCACCUUAGGAGUCCCACGGUCCAGCAUGCAGACCACCACCUCUGCACUGGCAUCUGGCUCCUCUGCCUCAGGACAAUCCACAACUACUCUUCCUCUUCACUCAACAGUGGGGGACUCUGGGGUUUCCAAAUCCACACCCACAUCCACGGGGGUCUCUGAGUCAGGCAUGGAGACCCAUUUCCUGAAGACCUCGGAUUCUGCCAAGACCACACCAGCAGGAGAGACCAGCUCGACUGCACACACAGCCAUUCACACAUCGGGUGGGCACUCGGGCAAGAACCAGGCUGGCCCAGGCACUGAUGUCACAGUUGCCUCCUCCUCAGGGGCAGCUACCUCCCCAGCAGCUCCUGCUGCUCCCAGCUCCACACCCUCAGGGAGCAGCCCUGUGGCCAGCACAGCCUCUGAGGCGUCCUCUGCACCCAGCACUGUGCUUGAGCAGGAAAGCAGCGCUGCCAGCUCCCCCGGAACCAGAGACGCCACCAGCUCACCCUCCAUGGAAUCUGCCACUGCUCAGAGGCACAGCCUCUCCACGGCUGCUACCACCAGGGAAAGUCUCCAGUCCAUCAGUGGGGAGACCACCCCAACACAGGGGUCAAUGCCACCCACUGUGACCACCUCAAUGGACAGCCUUUGGGACAGCUCACAUUCCCAGGAUGCCAGCUCUAAUGGCCCCAUGCCCUGGCACACAAAUCCUGCCGCCUCCUCCUCCUCCUCCUCCUCCUACUCCUCCUACUCCUCUUUCUCCUCCUCCUCAUAUGCCUCCAUGUCCUUCUCUUCCUCCUCCUCCUCCUCCUCAGCAGUGCCCCAAUCCAGCAUGCACACCACCACCUCUGGACUAAGCUCUGGCCCCACUGACUCAGGCCAAUCCACUGCUGCUCUGGUGCACCCCUCGACCAGGGAAGAUCCUGGGGUGUCCAAAUCCACACCCACAUCCUCAUGGUUCUCUGUGACAGACAAGGAGAUCCGUUCUCCAGGAUCCUCAACAUCUGCCCAGACCAUGCCACCAGGGGAGACCAGCUCGGCUGGGCACACAGCCAUCCACAAUUCUAUCAGGCACGCAGGCACAGCCCAGGCUGGCACAGACACCAAUACCACAGCAGCCCCCUCCUCAGGGAAAACGUCCCAUACAGGGCCUUACUGGUCAGCCAUCUCUGAGACCACGCACACUGGAGCCACCAGUGGAAGGACAGCGACCUCCCUGUCCUGGACAGAUUCCACAGGAUUGACCACCAUUCCCCAAAAAACCCUGAAUCGGGUCUCCAUGAAUGCUCUCCACUCUCUGGGUUUCUCCACAACCACAGCAUUGGGAACCACCAGUGCCACCAGCCCAUCCUCCACUGAAUCUUCCAGCGAGGGGACACACAGCCUCUCCGCGCGUGCUUCAAGCAGGGAGAGUCUCCAGUCCACUACCACGAGGGCCAUCCAGACACAAGGGUCAAUUCCACCAACUGGGAUCACCUCAAUGGACAGCCUGGGGACCAGCACACCUGCCCAGGAGGACAGCUUUCAGGGCCCCUCAGCCUUGCAGACAAAUCCCACCUCCUCAUCCUCAUCCUACACCUCUACCUCCUAUGCCUCCACCUCCGCCUUCUCGUCCUCCUCCUCCUCUUUCUCCUCCUUCUCCUCCUCCUCCUCAGCGGGGCCCCAGUCCAGCAUGCCUACCACCACCUCUGGACUGGAAUCCAGCCACACUGCGUCAGGCCAAUCCACCACUAAUCUUGUGCACCCUUCAACCACAGAGGACUAUGCAGUGUCCAAAUCCAGCCUAUCUGAGACAGACAUCGCGACUCAUUCCCCGGGGAUUUUUGCAUCUUCCCAGACCACACUAGAAGUCAAGACCAGCUCUGCUGGGCACACAGCCAUUUACACACCUGCCACACACUCAGGUUUGGCCCAGGUUGGCCCAAGAAUCUAUGUUACAGCAGGCCCCUCCUCAGGCCCAACAUUCCAUGCAGGGCCCACCCAAGCCACCACCUCAGAGCCCACUCACACCAGAGCCACCAGCGGAAGGACAGCUUCCUACCCAUCCUGGACAGAAUCUCCAGGAUUGACCAGCGUUCCCCAAAUGACCCAGACUCGGGGCUCCCCAAGUACCAUUCACACCCCAGGUCUCUCCAUAACCAGAGCCUUGGGGGCCACCACUUCCCCUGUCAACCCUGCUGUUCCCAGCUCUUCACCCUCAGAUACCAGCCCUGUGGCCAGCACAGCCUCUGAGGAGUCCUCUGCACUCAGCACUGAGCCUGUGCAGGAAAGCAGCUCUGAAAGCUCCCCAGGAACUAGCGGUGCCACCAGCUCCUCCUACACCGAGCUUCCCACCACGUGGACACACAGCCUCUCCACGCCUGUAUCCACGAGGGAGAGUCUCCAGUCCACCAGCGAGGCUGCCACUACACAGGUGUCAGUGCCACAGACUGUGACCACCUCAACAGACAGCCUGGGGGCCAGCACACCUUCCUAUGAGGCCAGUGCUUGGGGGCCCACAGCCUGGCAGACAAAUCCUGCCUCUUCCUCCUCCAACUCAACAGUCCCACCAUCCAGCACGCAGAACACCACCUCUGGGCUGGAAUCCCACUCCUCUCCCUCAGGCCAGUCCACCACUGCUCUGGCGCACACCUCAAAUACAGGGGACUCCAGGAUGUUCAAAUCCACACCCACAUUCACGGGGGUCUCUGAGUCAGACAUGGAGACCCAUUCCCUGGGGACCUCGGCAUCUGCCCAGACCACACAAGCAGGGGAGACCAGCUCGACUGCACACACAGCCAUCCGCACAUCAGGUGGGCACAUGGGCACACAGGGCACGGCCCUGGCUGGCCUAGGCACUGAUGUCACAGAGGCCUCCACCUUGGGGGCAGCCACCUCCCCAGCCACCCCUGCUGCAGCCAGCUCCACACCCUCAGGGAGCAGCCCUGUGUCCAGCACAGCCUCUGAGGCGUCCUCUGCCCCCAGCGCUGUGCCUGUGCAGGAAAGCAGCCCUGCCAGCUCCCCGGGAACCAGCGGUGCCACCAGCUCCCCCUCCACCGAACCUCCCACCACAUGGACACACAGCCUCUCCACGCCUGCGUCCACCAGGGAGAGUCUCCAGUCCACCAGCGAAGUAGCCACCCGGACACAGGGGUCAAUACCCCCAACUGUUACCACCUCAACGGACAGCCAAGGGGCCAGCACACCUGCCCACAAAGCCAGCUCUCUGGGCCCCACAGCCUGGCUCACAAAUCUUGUCUCUUCCUCCUCCUCCUCCUCCUCUUCCUCCUCGUCCUCAGCGGUGCCCCAGUCCAGCGUAUACACCACCACCUCUGGACUAAGCUCUGGCCCCACUGACUCAGGCCAAUCCACUGCUGCUCUGGUGUACCCUUCGAUGACAGGGUAUCCUGGGGUGUCCAAAUCCACCCCCACAUCCUCGGGGAUCUCUGAGACAGACAUGGAGACCCAGUCUCCAAGGCCCUCGACAUCCACCCAGACCACGCCAUCCUGGGAGACCAGCUCGGCUGGGCACACAGCCAUCCACACACCUGGCAGGCACAUGGACACUUCCCAGCCUGGCCCAGGCACCAAUGCCACUGCAGCCCCCUCCUCAGGAACAACAUCCCAUGUGGGGCCCGACAGGUCCAACACCUCAGAGACCACACACACUGGAGCUACCAGUGGAAGGAUGGCUUCCUCUCCAUCAGAGCCAGAAUCUGCAGGCAUGACCAGCUUCUCCCAAAAGACCCUGACUCAAGUCUCCCCCUCUGCUCUCCAUACCCUGGGUCCUCCCACCUCCAUAGCCUCAGAAAAAAACAGUUCCACCAGCUCCCCCUACACCAAGCCUCUUAUGGCUCAAACACACAGCCUCUCUCUGCCUGCUUCUUCUAGGGAGAGUCUCCAUUCCACCACUGCAGUGGCCACCCCAACACAGAGAUUAAUUCCACUGACUGUAACCACCUCAACAGGCCCCCAGGGGGUCAGCACACCUGGGCAGGAGGCCAACUCUCAGAAGCCCACAGUCUGGCAGUCAAAUCCUGCCUUGUCCUCCUUCUCAGAGGUGCCCCAGUCCAGCGUGCAGACCACCACUACUGGACUGGAAUUCGGCCCCACUGCCUCAGGCCAAUCCACGACUACUCUUGCUUACCCCACAACCAUGGGGGACUCCAGGGUAUCCAAAUCCACACCCACAUCUCCAGGGGUCUCUGGGACAGUCACGGAGACCCAUUCUCUGAGGACCUCGGAAUCUGCCCAGACCACGCCAGCAGGGGAGACCAGCUCUGCUGGGCACACAGCCAUCCACACAUCAGGUGGGCACAGGGGAAUGACCCAGGCUGGCCCAGGCAAUGAUGCCACACUGGCUCCCUCCUCAGGCCCAACAUACAAUGCGGGGCCUGACCAGUCCGUGACCUCAGAGCCAGGGCACACUGGAGCCACCGGUGGUAGGAUGUCUUCUUCCCCAUCAGGGCCAAAAUCCGCAGGCAUGAGUAACACCCCCCAAAUGAUAUCAACUCAGGUCUCUCUGAUUGCUCUCCGCACUAUGGAUACCUCCACCUCCAGCAACACAGGGGCCACCACCUCCCUGGCCACCCCUGCUGCUCCCAGCUCCACACUCUCAGGGAGCAGCCCUGUGUCCAGCACAGCCUCUGAGGCGUCCUCUGCCCCCAGCACUGUGCCUGUGCAGGAAAGCAGCCCUGCCAGCUUGCUGGGAACCAGCAGUGACACAAGCUCCCUGUCCACCGAACGUCCCACCACAUGGACACACAGCCUUUCCACACCUGCUUCCACCAGGGAGAGUCUCCAGUCCACCAGCGAGGCUGCCACCCGGACACAGGGGUCAAUACCACCGACACUUACCACCUCAAUGGACAGCCUGGGGGCCAGCAUGCAGACCACCACCUCCGGACUGGAAUCCCGCUCCUCUGUCUCAGGCCAACCCACCACUACUCUGGUGCACCCCUUAACCACGGGGGACUCUGGGAUGUCCAAAUCCACACCCACAUCCACGAGGGUCUCUGGGACAGUCACGGAGACCCAUUCUCUGAGGACCUCAGAAUCUGCCCAGAGCACGCCAUCCUGGGAGACCAGCUGGGCCGGGCACACAGCCAUCCACACAUCCGGCGGGCACACAGGAUCUGCCCCGGCUGGCCCAGGCACCAAUGUCCCAGCAGCCCCCUCCUCAGGCCCCACGUCCCAUGCACAGCCCGAACAUUCUACCACCUCAGAGCCCAUGCACACCAGAACCACCACUGGAAGGAUGGCUUCCUCCCUAUCAGGGCCAGAAUCAGCAGGUGUGACCAGCAUCACGCAAAUGACACCAACUCAGGUCUCCCCGAAUUCUCUCCACACCCCUGGUCCCUCCUCUACCACCACCUCUGGAGCCAGCACCUCCCCUGCUGCCCCUGCUGCUCCUAACUCUACGGCCUCAGGGAGCAGCCCUGUGGCCAGCACAGCCUCUGAGGCGUCCUCUGUCCCCAGCACUGCGCCUGUGCAGGAAAGCAGCCCUGCCAGCUCCCCAGGAACCAGCGGUGCCACAAACUCACCCUCCACUCAGCCUCCCACCCGAAGGAGGCACAGCCUCUCCACACCUGCUUUCACUACAGAGAGUCUCCAGUCCACCAGCGAGGCAGCCACCCUGACAUGGGUGUCAAUGCCACUUACAGUGACUCCCUCAGAGGACAUCCUGGGGGCCACCACACCUUCCCAUGAGGCCACCUUCUCCGCCUCUGCCUCCUCUGCGGUGCCCUGGUCCAGCGUGCAGACCACGACCUCUGGACUAGAAUCCAGCCCCACUGCCUCAGAGCAAUCCCCCGCUACUCUGGUGCACACCUUGACUGCAGGGGACUCCGGAGCGCCCAAAUCCACACCCACGUCCUCAGGGUUCUCUGAGACGGAUGUGGAAACCCAUUCUCCGGGAAAGUCAGCAUCUACCCAGACCACGCCAGCAGGGGAGAGCAGCUCGGCUGGGCACACGGCCAUCCACAGAUCUGGUGGGCACACGGGCACGGCCCAGUCUCGCCCAGGUACCGAUGUCACGGCCAUUCCUUUCUCGGGCACAACGGCCCAUGCCAGGCCCGACCGGUCCACCACCUCAGAGCCCACAUACACCGGAGCCACCAGCGGAAGGACAGCUUCCUCUCCAUCCUGGCCAGAAUCCACAGGACGGACCAGCAUCCCCCAAAUGACCCAGACUCUGGGGGCAAGCACUGAGCUCCACACCGUCACAGACUCUGAGGCUACAACGUCCCUCCUCACCCCUGCUGCUCCCAGCUCCACACUCCCAGGGAGCAGCCCUGUGGCCAGCACAGCCUCUGAGGUGCCCUCCGGCCCUGAGGAGGAAAGCAGUUCCACUAACACCCUGGGAACCCUUGGUGCCGACAGCUCCCCCUCCACCGAACCUCCCACCACAUGGACACACAGCCUCUCCACGCCUGCUUCCACCAGGGAGAGUCUCCAGUCCACCAGUGAGGCUGCCAUCCAGACACGGGCAUCAAUGCCUCCGACUGUGACCACCUCAACAGACAGCCUGGGGGCCAGCACACCUCACAAAACCGUUAGCUCUCGGAGCCGCACAGCCUGGCAGUCAUAUUCUGCCUCCUCCUCUCCCUCAGGGGUAGCUCGGUCCAGCGUGCUGACCGCCACCUCUCCCUUACAUUCUGGCCCUUCUGCUUCCUCCGGGACAAGCACAGGCCAAACCAGCGUUUUGCCAUUUACCGAGUCAGCUCUACCAGAUGUCACCACUUCUAACAUCUUGCCUCGAUCCUCAAGCCCUGGGGUAGAGGGGAUUCAGACGGCUCCCCCAGGGACCCGUUCGUCCUCAGCGUUCCAGGUGACAGGGACGUCCACUGCCGUGUCGGGCACAGCCUUCAAGAUAUCUGACGUACACGAGGGCACAUCCCCCAGGGAGUCAGACCCCGGAGUCACUGAGGGCCCCACUCAGUCUCUGUUCUCAACCCUAAGCCUCCCUGCAACCUUCCCAGCCUUCAAGCCUAUAAGGACAGAGACAGAAAGCCCUUCGCAGAGUUCAUCACUUGUGUCUACUACAGCAGCGGCUGAUGUGACCCCUAGCAGCGUAACAGGCUCUUCCUCUCUUCCUCGGAUCCCUUCUUCAGGAACCAAAAGCAUCGUGGAACGCAACACACAGCUACCCAGUGAAGCCAUACACAGAGGCACCAUGCAGCCAAUCGAGGGCCCUCUGGCACCCACAACACCUGCUAGUCCCGAAGGACUUUCCACAGGAGGAACUAAAAGCACAGAGACAACUGCCAUGGCUCUGAAGACCACCUCCAUAGCCGCAGUGACCCCUAGGGUCUCCAUUUCCACCUUGAGAACACUCCUCAUCCCAACAUCAGCCAGCACAAGUCUAAGAGGAAUGACCAUUACAACCUCAACUCUUUCUCCCGGUGUUCCAGGGGUGACAACCUCACUGGCCACCCGACUUAGAGAAGAUACCAGCAUAACAGUUUCCAAGGAAACUCCAUCUCCUUUCAGUAGAGAACCAGUGACCACUUCCUUGGUGGUCCCCAGUUCUGGGGCAGAGACCAGGCCAGCUACUCCAGCUCUGACUGCUUCCCCUGGUGAGUCAGACACAGUGGUCUCAUUGAUGACUCACCCGGCAGAGACAAGAAUACCAGUUGCCAGAACAACCUCCAAAUUUCCGCAUUCUGAAUCAGAUACCACACUCUCAGUGGACACCAGUCCUGGGACAGAAACAAGUCCAGCCACUCCAACAACCACUGUCGCACCUGACACCCCAGGGUUCACAGCCUCAUGGGUCACUACUUUUAGGACAGACGCUGCCUCAACUAAACCAGCUCUGACCCCUCCCGAUGAACAAGAGAGCGCAAUCUCCUUAGCUACUGAUCUUGGAGCACAAGGUUCAACCACUCCAAGUCCAACUAUCUCACCUGGUGUAUCUGAGAUGGUGACAUCACUGGUUAGUAGUUCUGAGACAGACACAAGCACAAGUAGCCAAAGUCUGACUGUUUCUCCAAAUCAGAUGGAUAUCACGGCUUCAAGGGUCACCCAAUCUGGAACAAAAGCCAGUUCAGCACUUCCAUCUCAGACUAUUUUGCCUGGUGGAUCACAUACAACAACCUCAUGGGUUACGCAUUCUAUAGAGAUCAGCCCUACACUUCCCAGGACAGCCCCACAUUUCCCCCAUAGUGAAUCCAACACUACACCCAAAACAACCACCAGUCCUAUGAAAGAAACCAGUUCAGCUGUUUCCACUUCCACCGUUGCACCCGGUGGAACAAAUACAGUGACCUCAUUGGCCACUAGUUCCAGAAUAGCAACCAUUACAAGUAUUCCAAAUCCAACUAUUUCUGCCAGUACACCAGAGACCACAUCCUCAUUGGUUACCCAUCCUGGGCCACAGACUAGUUCAGCCAGUCCAACUCUCCCUGUCUCCCCUGGUGUACCAGGGACAAUGACUUCACUGGUCACUAGUUCUGUAGAAGAGAACAGCAUAGUCCCAGUCCUGACUGUUUCCCCAGGGCCAACAGAGACCACAGCCUCAUGGGUCACCCAUCCUGAAUCAGAAGCCAGUUCUGCUGCAACAGCGCUGACUGUUUCAGCGAGUGAGGCAUAUACAAUAGCUUCACUGGUCACCAAUGCAGCAGAGAUUGACUCAGCUGUUCCCAAAACAACCCUCAGUUUUUCUCAUCGUGAAUCCAGUGCCACACCCUUAACAGCCACCAGUCCUGCGGAAGAAGCCAGUUCGUCUGUCUCAAGUUCUUCUGUCUUACCUGAGGUCUCAGGGAUGAUGACUUCAUUGGUCACUAGAUCUACAGCAGUGGCCAGUACAAGUACUCCAACUCUGGCUCUUUCUUCUUCUGGAUCAACGAUUACAUCUUCAGGGGUCACCCAUCCUGGGGCAAUUUCCAGCUCAGCUGCUCCAACUCUGUCUGUUUCAACUGGUGGGCCAGAUACCACAGCCUCGUCAGUCCCUCUUCUUGCGAGGACCAGCCGAACAAUUCCCAGGACAACUCCCAUUUUUUUCCAUACUGAAUCCAAUACCAUACCUAUAACAGCCACCGGGCUUGGGGAAGAAGCCACUUCAGCUGUCUCAACUUCCGGUGUGGGGUUGCUGACUUCACUGGUCACUAGUUCUGGAACAGAGUCCACUAUGUUUCCCACUUUCACUGUUCUCCCAGGCCAACAACAGACCACAGACUCACGGGUAACCCAUCCUAGAUCAGAAGCCAGUUCUUUUGUCCCAACUUUGUCUGUCUCUCCGGGUGAGCCAGAUACAACUUUCUCCUUGGUCACCCACCCUGCAGAGACCAGCUCUACUGUUUUCACAAAAAGCCUGAGUUCUUCCCCUAGUGAAACACACUCCACAACCCCAACAAUCAUCAUUCCUGGGACAGGAUCUACUUCAGCUGUUUCAAGUGCAACUAUCUCAUCUGGUGUUCCAGAGACGGUGACUUCACAGGUCCCUACUUCUGGAAUAGAUGCCAACACAACUAAACCAACUCUGACUCCUUCUCCUUGUGAACCAGCAGUCACCACCACGUUGGUCACCUCUGCUGGGACACAGACAAGUUCAGCCAUUCCAACACCAGCUGUCUCAGCUGGCAGAUUAGAGACGACCUCACCAGCCACUAGCUCUGAGACAGAGAAAAGUGCAACUACUCCAAUUCUCACUGUUUCCCCAAAACAACUGGAUACAACAGCCUCGUGGGUGACCUAUCCUGGGUCAGUUGCAAGUUCAGCUUUUCCAACUCUGUCCACUUCCGCUGGUGAGCCAGAUACAACAGCCUCAUGGGUCACUCAUCCUGAAGCAGCCAGCCUACCUGUUUCCAGGACAAUCCCCUAUUUUCCCCAUAGUGUACCAGACACCACACCCUCAAAGACUACCAGCCCUGGGGCAGGAGCCAGUUCAGCUGUCCCAACUUCUACCAUUUCACCUGAGGUACCACGGGUGGUGACCUCACUGGUCACGAGUUCUAGGACUAUAAUCAGCACAAGUACUUCAGCUGUGGCUCAUUCUCCUGGUGAACCAGAGACCACAGCCUUAUUGGUCACUCAUCCCGGACCACGUUCAUCCCUUCCACCUGUAGCUGCUUCCUCUAGUGUACCAGGGAGCGUGACCACAUUAGUCACUAGUUCCGGGACAGAGACAAGUAUGACUUAUCCAAAGUUGACUGAUUACUCACAAGAACCAAAGACUAAAGCCUCAUGGGUCACCCAUCCUGGGUCAGAAGCCAGUCCAACUGUUCCAACUCUGACUGUUUUGCAUGGUGAGCGAGAUACAACUAUUUCCUUGGUCACUUAUUCUGCAGAGACGAGGACACCUGUUUCCAGAACAGCCCCAGAGUCUCCCCAGAGUGAAUCACACUUCAUAUCCUCAAUGGCUACCAGCCCUGGGGCAAAACCCAGUUCACCUGUUUCAACUACAAUUAUCUCACCUGGCACACCACGGGUUACUAACUCUGGGACACACACAGGUGUGGCUACUUCAACUGCGACCCUUUCUCCUAGCGAAACAAAGACCACAGCUUCUGCAGUCACCUAUCCUAGGGCACAGAGCAGUCCUGCUGUUCUGACUCUCACUGUUUUCUCUGGUGGACCAGCUACAACCUCAUCCAUCACUCAUUCUUCAGAAACCAUUACACCUGCUUCCAGAACAAACUCCAGUUUUUCCCAUGGUGGAUCAAACACCACACCCUCAAUGGCCAGCAGUCCUAGAGCAGAAUCCAGUUUGCCUGUGCCAACAAUGACUCUCUCACGUGGGGAACCAGGUGUGAUAACCUCUCAGGUCACUACUGGGCCACUAACCGGUACAACUAUUCCAACUUUGACUAUAUCUCCUAGUGAAACAGAAACCACGGCCUUGAUAACCACCCACUCCAGUGCAGAGACAAGUACAAAUUUUCCUGUUUCAACCAUCUUUCCUCCUGAAUUGGAGACCACAGCCUCACUGUCCAUCAGACCUGAGGUAGAGAUUAGCACAGCUCUUUCAAGUCAGACUGCUUCCCCUGGUGAACCAGAGACAGAAACUUCUCUCUUCACCUCUCCUGUGACCGAGAUGGGUAGAGUUGAUCUAGGUCCAACAGCUUCACCUGGUAUUCCUGUGGAAACGGCCUCAUUGUCUGCUCAUCCUGGGACAGAGACCAGCGCGAGGACUCCAACUGCAACCCUUUUCUCCGGUCGAACAGAGGCCACCAGUGUAGGGGUCACCAGCCCUUCACCAGAGGCCAGCACGGGCAUUCCAACUCUCACUGCCUCCCCCAGUAUCCCUUGGCUUUCCAGUGCCCCUACAGCAACAGGUGAGCCUAAGACCAUAACUUCUGGGAGCACAGAAACCUCACCACCUGCAACUUCAUCCAGACUCCCAGAUUCUUCCAAAACUGUUGCAGGCCCCACUAUGACCUUGAUAACAUCGGAGUCCCCAAUACUACCUACAACCAGUCAUGGAGGAGUAAGUCCAACCAUUACACUGAAAACUACAACUGUGGAGACCACUCAUCUAACUGCCACAGGUUCAAGUCCCGCCACAGGUGAGAUCACAACUACCUUCAGUACUACAAUAGCUGCAAGUCCCUUUGCCUCAGAGACCACACCUGCGAUGUAUACUUUGGCUUCUGAGACUGUGACUUCAGGAACAAGAUCCCCCACACCCAUGACCCCUAUGCCCAGCUCUACAGCUGUAGGAUUCAGGCCGGUCCUGGUGCCUUUCACACUCAACUUCACAAUCACCAACCUGCAUUACACUCCAGACAUGGGCCACCCUGGCUCCUUGAACUUCAACUUCACGGAGAAGGUCUUGAACCACCUGCUCGAGCCCUUGUUCAAGAACACCAGCAUCGGCACUGGCUACUCGGGCUGUAGAUUGACCUUGCUCAGGAACGAGAACAAUGAGACAGCCACUGGGGUGGAUGCAGUCUGCACCUACCAACCUCACCCCAUGGGCCCAGCUCUAGACAGAGAACAACUGUACCAGCAUCUGAGCCAGCUGACCCAUGGUGUCACCAGGCUGGGCUCCUAUGCCCUAGACAGAGACAGCCUCUAUGUCAACGGUUAUAACCGCCAGUACUGGACCCCUACUAUCAGCGGUCCAGUGACCAGCACAUUAGCUCCAGGACUUUUGACAUCCUCCAUCCCCAGCUCCACAGGUGCAAAUCUUCCUCUGGUAACCUUCACCCUCAACUUCACUAUCACCAACCUGUAUCAUGAGAAGGACAUGGAGCACCCAGGAUCUGAGCUAUUCAACACCACAGAGAGGAUCUUGAAUCGCCUGCUGAAAUCUUUGUUCCAGAGGAGCAGUAUCGGGCCCCUUUAUUCUGGCUGCAGGCUGAUUCUGCUGAGGCCUGAGAAAGACAAAACAGCCACUGGAGUGGAUGCUGUCUGCACUUACCAUCCUGAUCCCAUGGGCCGCGAGCUGGACAGGAAGAAGCUGUACUGGGAGCUGAACCAUGAGACCCACAGUGUCACUGAGCUGGGCUCCUACGCCCUAGACAAGGACAGUCUCUACGUCAAUGGUUAUACCUUUCAAGCUUCUCCUCCCACUCCUAGCACUGCUGUGACCUCUACCCUCUUACCAUGGACUUCCUCAGUGCAAGGCCACUUCACCACCUCCACAGGAGAGGCCCCUUUUCUGAUGCACUUCACCCUCAACUUCACCAUCACCAACCUGGAAUUCAAGGAGAACGUGGAGCACCCCAGCUCCAAGAGUUUCAACAGCACCGAAACAAUCCUACGGAAACUGCUCCAACCCGUGUUCAACAGGAGCAGUCUGGGACCCCUUUAUGCGGGCUGCAGUCUAACCUCUCUCAGGCCCGAGAGGGGAGGAGCAGCCACCAGGGUGGACGCCGUCUGCUCAUAUCACCCCGGACCUGAAGGCUUCAGACUGGACAGGGAGCGGUUGUACUGGGAGCUGAGCCAGAUGACCCAUGGCGUCACCCUCCUGGGCCCCUACACCCUGGACAGGGACAGUCUCUCUGUCAACGGAUUCACCCGUCGGAGCUCUGCACUCCUCACCAGCACCAUGAGCCCCGCUCUGGUACCCUUUACCCUCAACCUCACCAUCACGAACUUGCGGUUCACGCCAGAUGUGAGCCAUCCAGGAUCCUCCGGGUUCAACAGAACCGAGGCCACCUUGCAGCACCUGCUUGGGCCUCUGAUGAAGAACACCAGUAUCGGCCCGCUCUUCUCUGGUUGCACACUGACCUCGCUCAGGCCUGAGCAGGAUGGAUCAGCCAGCAGGGUGGACCUCGUCUGCACCCAUCACUCCGAGCCCACAGGCACUGGGGUGGACAGAGAACAGCUGUACUGGGAGCUGAGCCGAGAGACCCACGGUGUGACCCGGCUGGGCAGCUACAGCCUGGACAGGAACGGCCUUUAUGUCAACGGUUACACCCAGCAGUACCUGCCCUCCACCCCCAGUGUUUCUGUGGCCUCUACUGUGAUCCCAACAAUGUCUUCAACCCUUACACCAAUCUCCACAGCUGCCAGACCUGCCCUGCUGCUGCCCUUUACACUGAACUUCACCAUCACCAACAUGCCCUACACGGAAGACAUGCAGCCAGGGUCAACAAGGUUCAACCACACAGAGUCGGUUUUGCAACACCUGCUCACACCCUUGUUCACCAACAGCAGCAUCGGUUCCCUCUACAGUGGCUGCAGACUGAUGGCGCUCAGGCCUGAAAGAGGUGGAACAGCCACUGCAGUUGAUGCCAUGUGCACCUACCAUCCCGACCCCACAGGCCUUGGGCUGGACAGGGAGCGCCUCUACUGGGACUUGAGCCAGCUGACCCAUGGGGUCACCAAGCUCAGCUCCUACAUCCUAGACAGAGACUGUCUUUAUGUGGAUGGUUACACCAGACCAGUGUUGACCCCUAUCCCCAGUGUGACUGAGACCUCUGCACUCUUCCUGGGAACCUCAGCAGCUCCAAACACAGCCUCUAGCCCUACUCUGAUGUCAUUCACCCUUAACUUCACCGUCACCAACAUGCCCUACACGGAGGACAUGCAGCCUCUGGGCUCCUUGGAAUUCAACAAAACAGAGAAAGUUCUUCAAGGACUGCUUGACCCCUUGUUCAAGGACACCAGUGUUGGCCCGCUGUAUUCUGGUUGCAGACUGGCACUGCUCAGGGCAGAGAAGCACGGGGCGGCCACUGGCGUGGACGCAGUCUGCACCCACCACCCAAACUUAACGAGUCCUGGGCUGGACAGAGAGAGGCUGUACUGGGAGCUGAGCCAGCUGACCCAAGGCAUCACCCGGCUUGGACCUUACACCCUGCAGCAGGACAGUCUCCAUGUGGAUGGUUACACUCACCAGACUGAAACAAGUGUCCCCAGUGGAUCUCCCCUGGUGCCAUUUACCCUAAACUUCACCAUCACCAACCUGCCCUAUGAGGAAGAGUCGUGGCCUCCAGGACUCUGGAAGUUUAACGACACGGAGAAGGUCCUGCAACACCUGCUCAGACGCUUGUUCAAGAACACAACUAUCGGCCCCCUCUACUCUGGCUGCAGAGUGACCUUGCUCAGACCUGAGAAGGGUGGGUCAGCCACAGGAGUGGACACUGUCUGUACCUAUCGUCCUGAACCCAUGGGCCUCAAGCUGAACCGAGAGCAGCUGUACUGGGAGCUGAGCCAGCUGACCCAUGGUGUCACCCAACUGGGCCGCUACACCCUGGAAAAGAACAGUCUGUAUGUUAAUGGAUACACCAACAGGACUGCAGUAGCGACGCCUAGUGCUAAUGGCUCUACUACAGUACUGGUCACACUCAACUUCACCAUCACCAACAUGGGUUACGCAGAGGAAAUGGGAAAGCCAGGUUCCUUGAAGUUUAACUUCACCGAGAGGGUCCUUCAGCGCCAGCUUAGGUUCUUGCUCAAUAAGACCAGUGUUGGGCCACUCUACGUUGGCUGCCAGUUGGCUGCACUCAGGUGUGAGAAGGAUGGGGCCGCCACAGGAGUAGAUGUCAUCUGCACCUUCCACUCCGAUUCUACGGGCCCUGGGCUGGACAGAGAGAAGCUGUACAGGGAGCUGAGUCAUGAAACCCAUGGCAUCACCCAGCUGGGUCACCACUACACCCUAGACCACAAGAGUCUGUAUGUCAAUGGUUACACCUUUGGAGGUACAGCCACAACUCCCACCACCGAGGUCCGCGAGGAGCUGUUCACAGUGAACUUCACCAUCAACAACCUUCGCUACGCGGUGGACAUGGGCCACCCUGGCUCCCUCAAGUUCAACAUCACAGACACGGUCCUGGGGCACCUGGUGAGCAGCCUGCGGCCCUCUCCUACCCCUCCCGCCACAUUCCAGGGCUGCUUCCUGUCGCUGACCAAGCCUGGCUCCCUUCUUCCUUUCCAGCUCAGCCCUUUGCUCCGGAGGAGUAGUCUGGGUGCUCGGUACACAGGAUGCAGGCUCACCGCUCUGAGGCCUGUGAAUAAUGGUGCCCAGACAAGGGUGGACAUCCUCUGCACCUACCGACAGUCCCGCGGCAGCCUGGGCCUGUCUGCCAAGCAGGUGUUCCAUGAGCUGAGCAGGCAGACCCGUGGCAUCACCAGGCUGGGUCCCUACUCUCUAGACAAAGACAGCCUCUACCUCAAUGGUUAUAAUGAACCUGGUCCAGAGGAGCCUCCCACAACUCCUGCGCCAGCCACCACAUUCCUGCCAUCAUCAACAUCUGUGCAGCCAGAAGCCACAACAGCCGUGGGGUACCCCCUGAAGACCCUCACACUCCGUUUCACCAUCUCCAACCUCAAGUACUCACAAGACAUGAGCCAUGGAUCAGCCAAGUUCAACUCCACUGAGAGGAUGCUGCAGUACCUGCUUGGGUCAUUAUUCCAGAAGACCAUCCUGGGCCCCUUCUACUCAGGUUGCAAUCUAACCUCCCUCAGGCCUGAGAAGGACAAAGAAGCCACUGGUGUGGAUGUAAUCUGCACCUAUCAUCCCGACCCCACGGGCUCUGGGCUGGACAGCAAGCAGCUGUACUGGGAGCUGAGCCAGCUGACCCAUGGCGUCACUCAGCUGGGAAAGUACUCCCUAGACCAGAACAGCCUCUAUGUCAAUGGUUACACACACCGGACUGCAGUAACAACCCCUAGUGGCUAUGUAACCCAGAACGAAACCAUCCGGGGUGAGUACCAGCUAAGUUUCCACAUCCUCAACUGGAACCUCGGCGACCCAGACCCCACGUCUCCAGAGUACACUGCCUUGCUGAGGGACAUCGAGGACAAGGUCACCACACUCUAUACAGGCAGCCAGCUACACGAUGUCUUCCAGUCCUGCCUGGUCACCAAUUUGACGAUAGACUCCAGGUUGGUCACUAUGAAGUUAUUUUUCUCCUCCCAUCUGAAAGCCGACCUUGUGAAGCAAGUUUUUCUAAAGGAGACCUCGAACGCUUCGUCCCACUGGCUGGGUGCCACCUACCAGCUGAAGGACCUACAUGUGACAGAAGUGAAGCCAGCCAUUCUUCAAGCAACAGAAAUGCCACCAGACACUUCCAGCUCCCAACAAUUCCAGUUGAAUUUCACCAUCACCAACCUACCCUAUUCCCAGGACAUAGCCCACCCCGACUCUACUCCAUAUCAUCGUAACAAGAGAAAUAUUGAGAAUGCACUCAACCAGCUUUUCCGAAACAGCAGCAUCCAGAGCUAUUUUUCAGACUGUCAAGUUUUAGCAUUCAGGUCUGUCUCUCAUGUCAACCACACUGGAAUUGACUCUGUGUGCAACUUCUCACCCUUGGCUCGGAGGCUGGACAGAGUCGCCAUCUAUGAGGAAUUCGUGCGAUUGACCCAGAAUGGCACCCAGUUGCAAAACUUCACUCUAGACAAGAACAGCGUCUUGGUGGAUGGAUAUUCUCCCCACAAAAAUGAGGCUGAGAUUAGCAACUCUGAUCUCCCCUUCUGGGCCAUCAUUCUCAUCUGCCUGGCGGGGCUCCUGACACUCAUCACAUGCCUGCUCUGCUGCUAUCUGGUGAUCAUCUUCCGAAGAAAGAAGGAGGGGGGCUACCAGGUCCAGCGCCACCGCCUGGGCUAUUACUUCCCACACUUGGACCUGAGGAAGCUACCGUGACCCCGUCUGCCAGGGGGCUCUUUUAUCCCACUCAGGGCCCAGAGAAGAAAUAAACCGCACUGGACAGACACAGCCUAUGCGCCUUGCUUGACUUUGUCCCAGACCAGUUCCCAGGGGACAAAGUGAGAUGUCUUCCUCCUGUGUUUUGUCCUGAAGGCAACUGUUAGUUGUCUUGGGGCUGCAUUACUGUGCCAUCUGUCAGGGACACCAGAACUGGUGAAACUGGUAUGGAAAUCGCCAUUAUCCCAAAUCAACAUCCCACUUAAAUGUGGGAUUUCCCUCCUAGUCACCUGCCACCUACCUGCCCUUAAUAACGUUACUGCCAGCUGUCACACAGAUCUGUCUCUCUAUAUCUA